Messenger RNA from Diaporthe citri, 1377 nucleotides. RefSeq lists its product as uncharacterized. Lineage: Eukaryota; Fungi; Ascomycota; Sordariomycetes; Diaporthales; Diaporthaceae. The record is from RefSeq and is a predicted model, not a curated record. The coding region runs from base 1 to 1377 and encodes 458 amino acids. The transcript is spliced from 3 exons. Gene Ontology annotation, molecular function: heme binding; monooxygenase activity; oxidoreductase activity, acting on paired donors, with incorporation or reduction of molecular oxygen.
AUGGCCCGCGGCGACCUGACCUUCAAGCUGCUCCCGUUGCACGAGAAGUAUGGGCCAGUGGUCCGCAUCGCCCCGGAUGAGCUCUCCUUCACCCACCCCGACGCGUGGAAGGACAUCUACGGCCACCGCGUCGGCAAGAACCAUAACUUCCUCGAGCUGCCCAAGGCUGGACGGUUCUAUCGGACGCGAGGCACCCUUCCCAACAUUAUCAGCGAGGAAGACCGCACCCACCAUGGUCCAGUGAGACGGGUACUGAGUCACGGCUUCAGCGACCAGAACCUAAGAGCGCGGGAGUCUGUGAUCACUGGUUAUGCCGACACUUUGAUAAAACAGCUGAGAAGGCUUUCAAUGCCACCAUCGGAUGAUGAGAUUUCAUUUCCGGGAGAGAAGGCUUCUGUGGACAUGACAGCAUGGUACAACUGGGUAACGGUCGACAUCAUCAGCCACCUGACUUUUGGGGAGCCAUCUGGAUGUCUGGAGCAUGCUGAGCGAGACCCCUGGGUCGGUGCCAUGAAUAGCACUGUUCUUGAUUUCAUCUCCCUUCAGAUCUUGGCCUACUUGGGGCUUGGUGGAUUCCUGAACCGACUCGUGAGGGCCUUCAUGAAUACCAACCGCAAACAUCUGAAUAUGGCAGAGCCAGAUCUUGUAGAAAAGAUAUUGCAGAAGAUGGAUGCCUGGAACCUGUCGGACGAUGAGAUCCUCGGGAACUCAGCCGCUCUACUGAUCGCCGGCUCUGAAACCACAGCGACCCUACUGACCGGUCUGACCUACCUCUUAUGCAAGCACCCUGAGGCAAUGGUCAAGCUGAAGCGGGAGGUCCGAUCGAAGUUCAUGUCGGACUCAGAAAUCACACUCACCUCAGUCCUCGAGCUGAAGUACCUACUCGCCUGCCUGGACGAGGCCCUGCGCCUCUACCCACCUGUUCCCAUCGGGCCACUUCGGACCGUUCCCGCGGGAUCGGGCGGCGUCACGAUCGCCGGCCACAUGGUACCCGGAGGGACAGACGUGGCUGUGUGGCACUGGCCCAUGUUCCAUUACUCGAAGCACUGGGAGAAGCCCAUGGAGUACCGACCAGUGCGAUUCCUACAGGAGACUCCCGGAGGGCCUCGCUUUGCUGGAGACAUGAGAUACAACAAUUCGAAUGGUGCACAUUCGGACGACCGCCUCGAUCUACUGCAGCCCUUCAAUAUAGGCCCGCGAAACUGCUUGGGAAGAGCCCUAGCAUAUUCAGAGAUGCGCCUGGUUCUGGCACGCAUGAUCUUCAAUUUCGACAUCGAGCUGGCAGAGCCUGAGCAUGACUGGAUGGAGAAGCAGAGGGCCGACUUCCUGUGGCACAAAGGGCCGUUGCAUGUGCAUCUGAACCCUGUUAAUGUUUGA